GAGACACAUUCAAACAGGGGAAACUCCUAACUGCGGGGCAGGUGAUUACAAGCAGGGAAAACAGACAAAGCAAAGCAAGCAGAGACACAGAAAGAGAGCUGGUGCCAAAAUGGGAACAGGAUUCAUUGUGUGCAGCAGUGCAGUGGAGCAGGGAGCUGUCCUCAGUGCUGAAUUUAUCAGCUCACAUAAAUACCCAUUGCACACUCAUGUGCCUGGGCUGCUCCUGAUACUUCCUAUUCCUUGCAGCAACUGACCAACACCACCUCUACAUAUCCAAGAUGGACGAUGACGGUCGCUACAGAGACAGCCGCUCAGACUUCGUCCGCGGCGCCAAGGACAUUGCCAAAGUUGCUAAGAAGCAGGUCGGUAAGAAGGUGGGGCGUGGCAUGGACAAAAUGACAGAUGAGUACACCAAACGUUCUUAUAAGCGAUUUGAGGAGGAAGACGACGACGACGAUUACGCCGGCGUGCCGAGCAAUGAUGGCGGAUAUUAUCGCAACGACAGCCGUGCCAAUGAUGAAGAAGGCCACAGCGACUCCACUGAAGGACACGAUGAGGAUGACGAGAUCUAUGAGGGCGAGUACCAGGGCAUCCCGAGAGCUGAUUCAGGGAAGGCUGGCAGCAUGGAUGGUGUGACAGCCGCACAGGCACAGCAGUUCAGGGAUCUUUCGGCCUAUGAGGGUGAGAGGAGAAAAGACCAGGAGGAGUUGGCGCAGCAGUAUGAGACCAUCCUGCAGGAGUGUGGCCACGGGAAGUUCCAGUGGACGCUCUACUUUGUCCUGGGCCUGGCACUAAUGGCAGACGGCGUGGAGAUCUUUGUGGUUGGCUUCGUGCUGCCCAGUGCUCAAAUAGACAUGUGUCUCUCUGAGCCCAACAAAGGCAUGCUGGGUCUGAUUGUGUACCUGGGGAUGAUGGUCGGGGCUUUCUUGUGGGGCGGCCUGGCCGACCGAAUCGGGCGACGGCAGACUCUUCUCAUCUCCCUCUCCAUCAACAGCGUGUUUGCCUUCUUCUCGUCCUUCGUCCAGGGCUACAGCUCCUUCCUGUUCUGCCGCCUGAUCUCUGGUGUGGGCAUUGGGGGCUCCAUCCCAAUUGUGUUUUCCUAUUACUCUGAGUUCCUGGCCCAAGAGAAGCGAGGAGAACAUCUGUCCUGGCUCUGCAUGUUCUGGAUGAUUGGUGGCAUCUACGCAUCUGCCAUGGCUUGGGCCAUCAUUCCACACUAUGGCUGGAGUUUCCAGAUGGGCUCAGCCUACCAGUUCCACAGCUGGCGUGUCUUUGUGUUGGUGUGUGCCUUCCCCUCUGUGGCGGCCAUCUCUGCCCUCACCACCAUGCCUGAGAGCCCCCGCUUCUACCUUGAGAAUGGCAAACAUGACGAGGCGUGGAUGAUUCUGAAGCAAGUUCACGACACCAACAUGAGGGCCAAGGGUUACCCCGAGAGGGUCUUCUCUGUGACCACCAUCAAAACGGUGAAGCAGAUGGAUGAGCUGGUAAACAUGGGCGAUAGUGCUGCCUGGCAUGAGAAAUGGAGGAUAAAGCUCACCAUGCUCUUCCAUCAGGUUUGGAGUAAUUUCCAGACCAUUUUCUCUCCCGAGUACCGGCGCACCACCUACAUGAUGAUGGCUGUGUGGUUCUCUAUGUCCUUCAGCUACUAUGGUUUGACGGUGUGGUUCCCCGACAUGAUCAAAUACCUGCAGAAGCAGGAGUACUCCUCGCGCACCAAGGUUUUUGUCAAGGAGAAGGUAGAACACGUCACCUUUAACUUCACUCUGGAAAACCAGGUUCACCGUCAAGGAGAGUACUUUAACGACAAGUUUAUGAACCUGAAAAUGAAGUCUAUGGUUUUUGAGGAUUCACUCUUUGAGGAGUGUUACUUUGAGGACAUCACCUCCACCAACACCUUCUUCAAGAACUGCACCUUCAUUGCCACCCUUUUCUACAACACUGAUCUUUUCAAGUACAGGUUGAUCAACUGUAAGCUCAUCAACAGCACUUUCCUGCACAACAAAGAGGGCUGCCUGCUCAGUGACAUAAGCGAUGAAAAUAAUGCCUACAUGGUCUACUUUGUCAGUUUCCUGGGUACCUUGGCUGUGUUGCCAGGCAACAUCGUCUCUGCGCUGCUCAUGGACAAGAUCGGACGGUUGAGGAUGCUUGCGGGCUCCAGCGUGAUAUCUUGCAUCAGCUGUUUCUUCCUUUCUUUCGGCAACAGCGAAUCAGCUAUGAUUGCCCUGCUCUGCCUGUUUGGAGGAAUUAGCAUCGCCUCCUGGAAUUCCCUGGACGUGCUGACCGUCGAGCUCUAUCCCUCUGACAAGAGAACCACAGCAUUUGGCUUCCUCAACGCCCUCUGUAAAUUAGCGGCGGUGUUGGGCAUAAGCAUCUUCACUUCGUUUGUUGGCAUAACCAAGGCUGUACCCAUCCUGUUUGCCUCAGGUGCACUGGCGGCAGGCAGUUUUCUGGCCCUCAAACUACCUGAGACGCGGGGCCAGGUGCUGCAAUAGUGUGGCACCAACAACUUUCCAGGGGGCAGAAGAGUUUUUGCCACACUGUGAACGAAUAGCUCAAGAGCCCUCCAAAUCCUGCACUCUAACCUCUCCCCAUCUACAAGAGUAAAUUGUAAUGCAGGUAAAUAUUAGUAAUUGUUUGAUUGGUACACGUCCAUUCUAUAGAGAGCUAUAAAAAAGAAAAAUCUAAAGUCAAAUCUGCUACCUGUGCCUCAUUGUUACUCUAAAUUGGAAAAGAAGAAAACACCAGAAACAUAGUUUAUGACAUAUUUAGUUAUUAGAGUUUGUCUCCCACAUUGUAAAUACAUCCCUCUGGGGUUGGAGGUCAGGGAUGGGGACUCUUGAUGAUGAGCCAUGCAAAUAGACUCAUAGAAAUGACCACUAGCCAUUGUUGCAGAAUUCUCUGUAGUCACCUCCAUUCUUCCGAGCAAAUCCAACUCACCUUUCCAGUCUUGAGUGCUUUACCAUUGUUGGACACUGACUCAAAAAUGCAACAUUUUCUGCCUUGAUUUGAAGCAUUUUUGACUUUGCGAGGUAAAACCAAGACACUCCUCUCUUGGCUUCCUCCUUAACAAAGAUCUGUCGUCAUUCUUUAUCUCCUGAGGUCUUGUGUUGGUGUACAGACUAACUGCCAUUUUUUUAGAUUAUAGAACAUUCCAGGUUUGCUUUGGUUAUUGUUGCGAUAAGGAGCUCCAUCGAGCUCCUCUCUCCCUUUAUUGCAUUGCUAUAGUGAAACACCGCUCACCUCCAAACAGCCAUAAGAUCAUUCAUACACAUUUCCCGCGCAAAGGGAAAACUGCAUUCUACCAUGAAACCCAUUUAAAUCACAAAGGUGAAGAUAUUUGUUAAAAUGUACAUGUAAAGCACAACCACUUGUCAGUGUGAGUGCCCCUAACAUUUUCCUGACUUGAAGAAAAUGUUUAGAAUCUCACACUCAGUUAUUGUUUCCAGCCACUCUGUAUAUCCCUUUGUGAAAAAUGCCUUUUUAGUACUCUUCCUCCCAGACUUACAGUAUGUUUGUCUCUUGUAUGUUUUGGAGGGUGUUCUGCAUGUCACAACGUUUGUAUGUAACCUUAUGAAAACUGAGAGUACAACAUGUAAGCGGCAUUGUGGACAUGUUACAUCUGCCCAUCGAUUACUCUGAAUUAAGUUGUAUUUUGAUAUUUUUUACCCAUAAAAGACAGCACAGUGCUUUUAUUCUGAUGUAGGGAUCCAAUAUUUCUGAACUGUUCUUAGAGCACAUGCCACAGAUUUAAUCUGGUCAUUACACAUGAAAAAAAA
This is a messenger RNA of Oreochromis aureus, 3776 nucleotides long. RefSeq names its product synaptic vesicle glycoprotein 2A (gene sv2a). The coding region runs from base 279 to 2492 and encodes 737 amino acids. Gene Ontology annotation, cellular component: membrane. The record is from RefSeq and is a predicted model, not a curated record. Gene Ontology annotation, biological process: transmembrane transport; chemical synaptic transmission. The transcript has 13 exons. NCBI's taxonomy places the organism in Eukaryota, Metazoa, Chordata, Actinopteri, Cichliformes, Cichlidae. Gene Ontology annotation, molecular function: transmembrane transporter activity.